Paraglomus occultum is the source of this 984-nucleotide messenger RNA. NCBI's taxonomy places the organism in Eukaryota, Fungi, Glomeromycota, Glomeromycetes, Paraglomerales, Paraglomeraceae. The record is from the annotation of a GenBank genome assembly.
AUGAUAAGCGGCGAACUAAUUCUACUCUUAACAAUCAUCUCGCUCCCGACCCUAACCCGCAAAGGCACGGAAUACCUUAAUGCUCGUAACAACUCAGCCUCAUCAAAUCAAGCCCGAACUCCCAAGAUCGAUGGAAUAUUGAUCCUUACAGCCCUUUGCAACCUCUACCUGGCGUUUUUCUCUUCGCCUCCAAAUAUAUUCCGUACGUUGAAUGCUCCUAUCAAUACUCCGUCGUUCACUUUGCGUGUUCUCUUAGAAAAAAACAAACAGCCGUUAAGUCUCUAUUACUUAUCUCUAUUGGAUAAACUACAGUCAUAUGAAUCACGGCUUAAAUACUUGGCAUUCGGAGAGCAUGCGUUCAUGCAAUGCACAUAUUGUAGAGACGCCAUCGAUUACCUCUACUUUAUAGUACCCAGUAACGCAAGUUAUUAUAUUCUCAUGUCAUGCAUUAUAGGCAUAGUUACAAUAACACGAAGCAAAGCACAUUGGAGAACGUAUGGUGUGAUAUCGUUAGCGGGAUUUUGCUUCUAUGAAUUCUACACAUUCGCAUCGACAGACAUACGAGACAUACAGCCUUCACAUCCUUCACUUUUCUCGACAAUCCAUUUCUAUCGCCAUUUGUUCUUUGCCAUUCUUUCGAUCCUUGUAAUAGUAAUCACGCAAGAAGACAUUCGUACCGACAGCGAGAUUCUCGCUUCCAUUGAACGACAACAGCGUUCGAUCAGCAAUCAGAUCAGGGGAUCUAGGUUGCAGCGUGCCACUGCAAUGAGAGAUCCGGAACUGAGGAAAACGUACGUGAAUUAUUACAAGGGAAAAGGAGAUGACUAUGCAAGGGUGGAGAGCGAUGCCGAGUACGUGAAUAUGAGAGAAAGGUUGUUAAGUGAACUGAGUUUGGAGAGGGAGGCAAGAGCUUAUGUUGACAGUAUUAUUAGUAUGAAGAACGAGAGUGAAAUUGAUGGUGGUAGCAGCAGCAUUGGAGAGUAA